UUCCCCUGCUGUUUCCACACACACAUUAACACACACACACGCAUACACUAAUACACACACUUUUAACAGGUGAUUUAUUUUUCUGUAAAAGUGUGAAAUUAGACAGAAUGGCAGACGACUCGUAUGAAUCUAUUCUGUGUGUGAAGCCGGAGGUUCAUGUGUACAGGAUUCCUCCCAGAGCCACGAACCGCGGGUACCGGGCAGCAGACUGGAAGCUGGAUGAACCUGCCUGGAGCGGCCGAAUGAAAAUCACAGCGAAGGCUAAGAUUGCGUAUAUCAAACUUGAGGACAAGAACACAGGUGAGCUGUUUGCACAGGCCCCAGUAGAGCAGUACCCGGGUUCUGUUGUGGAAGCGGUAACGGACUCCAGCCGGUACUUUGUGAUCAGGAUAGAGGACGGCAAUGGGCGUCAUGCGUUUAUUGGAAUCGGAUUUGCUGAUCGCGGAGAUUCUUUUGAUUUCAACGUUGCGUUACAGGACCAUUUCAAGUGGGUAAAGCAGGAGAGUGAGUUUGCUAAGCAGGAGGCCAGUCAGAGUGCAGCUCCUAAACUGGACUUGGGCUUUAAAGAAGGACAAACCAUCAAAAUUAGCCUGGGGAAUAUUAAGAAGAAGGAAGCUGCCGGGGCUGCGAAGUCUCGCCCAGGGGCCGGGGGUCUGCUUCCUCCUCCCCCGGGGGCUAAAGGAGGAAUCCUCCCUCCUCCGGGCACAAUGCCGCCCCACCAAAACCCACCUGCAGCAGCACCGGCCCAAUCAAACCCAGGCCUGCUGUUGGAUUUUGCCAGACCGGCGGGUCCCACCCAGCCGUCCCAGGACCUUUGGGGGGAUUUCACUGCUGCUGGAUCAGGCGCUACUCAGGAACCUGUGAAGUCCGGGUGGGUUCAGUUUUAACAGGCUGCUGAUUGAAGGGAACCUGUUUAAGGGCAGAAAACACACACACUCGUUCUCCAGCAGCACCACACGCCUCUUCUUGCACACGUAGCUGUUGUGUUGGUCUCUGCAGGCCGGCGGAUCUGCAGGUCAGAUGGGUGUAAAAACAUCACUGUUAUUACAGCUGAGAAAUGUAUGCAUUCCACUUUUCCUUUCAGAGAGUAUUUUUGCCUCAUUUUAAAGUGUUCUGUUUUUGGUUAUCGCUUUUUAUUUUUUUCUUUUGCUUUGUUUUAAGCUCUUUCUAGAUUUUUUUCCAGAUAUAAUGAUCAUCUCAGUGAGUCCUCUUGCAGAUGUCUUUGUGUGAAGUUGUUUUUUUGGUUUGUGUGGUGGGCUUUUGUCAUUAUUUGAGGAGGUUUUAGGUUACACAGUAGUUCUAUUGUUGUUUUUAAUUCCUUUGUUUAGGGAGUCAUGAAGGAUCCUGGGAGAGCUGAAUAAUUCCCCAGAGAAAUCCAGCAUGUCUCAUCUGACGUUAGCACAGAGAUUUUACUCGACACGGAGCCAGAAAGUCCUGAUUUUUUUACUCUGAGACUAAGAUUAAGUGCUGUUAUGUUUGUGUUGAAAUGAUAGUCGAGCUAGUUUGUAUUUGCAGUAGCUGCAGCACUGAGAAACUUAAAUGGACACAAAUGGAACAGAAAAUACAGUGACUUAAAACUCACUUAUAGACCAGAUCAGAAAAUAAAAUAACACUUUUUCAUAUGUGGUUUAUUUAUACGAUACUACAAUAACAAUCAGUUACUAUCUUUUUUCCUCCUUUCUUGAAUUAGACCAUUAACAAUACAUUUGUCUGAAUACAUUUUAGCAUUGCCUUCUAAAUUACAUAAUGAUAGGGGUGGGCGAUAUGGCCCUAAAAAAAUAUCACAAUAUUUUGUGGUAUUUUCAUAAUAAUGAUACUCUUGGCGAUAUGACAAAACACUAAAUAAAAAAAAAUCAAGAAUACACUGCAACAAAAUAAAAAAAAAUACAUUCAAUUACUGUAUAAUGUAUGAUAUGGCACACCCCUAACUGAGAUAUUAAAAAUACAAGAAUUCAGAUUUGUAACAGAAGUACAGAACAAUGCACUCCAAAUAUCUCCAUAUAUCCAGGAUUAAAGUAAAUGAUAAUAAAAAAUUAAAUAAAUGAUACUGGACAGAUAUAAUCUGUCUCUAGUAGAUAUAUAAUGGGAAAUGACAACAGUGUGAACUUUUUAUUUAGCUUAAAACAGUAAAAAAGUGAUGUGAUAAUUAGGGGUGGGUGAUAUGGCACGAUAUUAAACUGGAAAUUGGGGGUGCUAGUACUUUAAAGAAUACAACAGUGUACAAAGUAAAAACUUUAUUUUCAUGCAGUCCUUUUUAUGUAUGCUAAAAGACACAACAAAAAUAAUUUACAAAUAUUUUUUUGCUUUCAAAAUUCUGCAUCUGCCCAUUAGAUUCUAUUAUAAGUGAGUUUUGAGUCAUUAAGUUUUCUGCUUAUCUUAAACUUUAGAGAAUCGUGUUAAAUAAAUAAUGUACCACGCUAAUCGUCUGUACACCAGAGAUACAGCAGAUAGAGAUACAGUUACUGAAAACUGGAGUUCUCCUUUAAUACACAGAGUAAUUUACACAAUGUUUAAAUUAAGAAAACAUGACUAAUGCAUAAAGACACAGAUAAAGUUCUCUCAGGCUGCUGCUGUUAGAGCUGUUAGUUUGUUUACAGAUUAUAACACACUUGCUGAUUCUCCCCAAUACCCAUAAUCCCUCUAUAAUAAGAUUCAAUAAAAGUAUCUUAUCUUAUCUUACCUUAUUUUACACAAAGACACACACAGACCACUUUCUGAUGCUUUUUAGUGUGAGAAUUUAUUUGUCUUAAUAGCUUUUUAAUUUGUAAACGCUUCCUAAGUGCCUUUAAUGAUGGAAUCACAUGUAUAAAAUGUAAAGCAACACUUUUAUUGUAAAUAAAUAAAAAAAUCAUUUUCCUCUCA
Molecule: messenger RNA, 2862 nt
Organism: Astyanax mexicanus (Mexican tetra)
Lineage: Eukaryota; Metazoa; Chordata; Actinopteri; Characiformes; Acestrorhamphidae
Gene: necap2
Product: NECAP endocytosis associated 2
Exons: 8
Coding region: 108-887 (259 amino acids)
Biological process (GO): endocytosis
Cellular component (GO): membrane; clathrin vesicle coat
Source: RefSeq, a predicted model, not a curated record